AUGACUCCGCGCCAGGUUCGCCAUGGCCUCGCUGUCCUCCAGCAGCAUAAUCUGCUGUUUUACCAUACGGAUCCGGGCGCCGAAUUUGCCUCUUACGAAGCCAAUCCCGACAAUGCCUACAACCUAGUUCGCACUGGCAAAAUCCUCGAAAUGAUCGAUACUUCUUUUGGAGCACCGGCAAAGGAUGUCAUGCAGAGCCUCCUGCUGUCGGGCCAGACGAGGGUAUCGGAUUUGGUUGCGGCAUACAAGGAGAAGAUCGAGCAGGGGAACCAAACAGAGAGUACGGUCGGGGACGACAAUGACUUUGGCAUCGAGGCAAACGGCGUCAAUGGGGACUCAAAGGCCGACAAGAAGGCCGGGCCGUUGAUCAAGAGCACCGCCCACUUGAACACGAUCAUAUGCCGGCUAGUGGAAGCCGAAUUGAUUGAUGUCGUUCAUCCCAAAACGUUUGAGAGUUCGGAAGAUAUUCUAAAAACCGUUGAGAAGGAGGUCAUGCAGAAGCAUUUCCCUGCCGGCGUCAAAGGAAACAAAGCCAAGGUGGAGCUGCAAGAGAGGAUCGCCGAGGGUCUCCGCAAAGUUCGCGGCGAGUCCAAGUCACUCAAGCGCAAGCUGGAGCAGAAUGGCUCAGCAGCAAAACGGCGAAAGCUUCUCGCCGGGUUUGGGAUGGCGAAUGGCGCCCACGACGAGGAUAUGGACCCUGCUCUGGACCCAAGACAAGUCAUCAGGAUCAACUACGAAAAGUGCCUGGUCGAUCUACGCAAUCGUCGGCUUGUCCAGUACGCAACCGACAUGACCGGAGAAACCACGGCAUAUGUGUAUGGUGUUCUGCUGAAGCUUCUUACCAAGGACCUGUCCCGCUGCCGUGCGGAUCUUGUGAUGGAUGCCGUCGGAGACAAGGAUGAAGAAGACGACAAGGGUCCGGGGUCCGUCACUACCGACCAGAUUCUCGAUAACCUCAAGACAUCUGUCGACCUCUCGCUAGGGAUAGGAAAAGCAGAGAGAGGGCAGGUGUCUUCCACGGCGGCCGAGAAAAUCGAGUUGUACCCGCCAAAGAAGAAGGUAUUAAUCGAGGAGGCGGAGGUCGAUGGCGAAGCUAGCGCGGACGAGGAUGAAGGGGAGGAUGAAUCUAGUGAGGAGUCGGACUACGACUCGGACUACAAAGCUUCAACUACGCACGGAACGAACGGCGUCAACGGUACGAACGGUACGAACGGCACAAAAGUCAAAUUCGACGAAUCGGCAGCACCCAAAGAGCGCCGAAUGGAUCGACCGGCUCAGCUGCGGCAGCAUCUCCUUAUGCUAGCAGAGAGCACGCAACACUUUGUGCGGCACUGCGGGCCGAACGAGUGGACAGUUGAUUUCGUCCCCGUGAUGAAAUCACUUCGGGAGGCCGAGCUCGACUCGGUUAUCGAGCGCACAUGCGGCCGGCAAGGCCUUCGGCUAGUUCGCAUUCUCCGCGCCAAAGGCAAGCUCGACGAGAAAGCGCUUCCUAAUGUGGCACUCAUGCGGAAGCCUGAAUUACAACAGAAGAUGCUCGAGAUGCAGACCGCCGGCUUCGUCUCGGUGCAGGAAGUACCGCGCGACCUGAAGGCCGAUGUCAAGAAGUCAUUCUUCCUUUGGUUCUGCGACAUGGACAGCUCGCUCAGCCGCCUGCUGGACACCGGCUACGUCACCAUGGUGCACUGCCUCCAAGUGCUGGAGGCUUUGCGACGGAAGGAGCGGGACGUGCUUGAGACGACCAAGCGUACCGACGUCCGGGGCCGCGAGAAGGACACCAUGCGCAAGUCGUAUUAUGAGAGAUAUUCUAGGUUCCUUGAGUCCGAGCGGAAACUGUUUGCUCAAGUCAUGCGCGUGGAUGAUCUCGUUUCGGUGUUGCGAGAUUUUUGA
Molecule: messenger RNA, 1887 nt
Organism: Chaetomium globosum CBS 148.51
Lineage: Eukaryota; Fungi; Ascomycota; Sordariomycetes; Sordariales; Chaetomiaceae
Exons: 2
Coding region: 1-1887 (628 amino acids)
Biological process (GO): DNA-templated transcription
Cellular component (GO): RNA polymerase III complex
Molecular function (GO): single-stranded DNA binding
Source: RefSeq, a predicted model, not a curated record